Molecule: messenger RNA, 2274 nt
Organism: Ixodes scapularis (black-legged tick)
Lineage: Eukaryota; Metazoa; Arthropoda; Arachnida; Ixodida; Ixodidae
Product: alpha-N-acetylgalactosaminide alpha-2,6-sialyltransferase 5
Exons: 7
Coding region: 241-1266 (341 amino acids)
Biological process (GO): ganglioside biosynthetic process
Molecular function (GO): alpha-N-acetylgalactosaminide alpha-2,6-sialyltransferase activity
Source: RefSeq, a predicted model, not a curated record
GGCGGCGAGGAGCCGUCAAACGAAACCGAGGGACUCCCUUGCGUCAGCCUCGCCGCGAGCAGUAGCAGUUGGGGCUGUGACGUCACGGCUCCCGCCGGCCAAUGGCAGCAGCCGUUGGCUCGUGCGCCGCGCCAAAAGAAAACUAGACGAGUGGCAGCUCUCUGAUCCGUUCUCUCCCCGAGCGAGGUUGACCGCGGCGCUCAGACAGCUGUCUUGAACCAUUCAAGUUCGGCGGCCACGAUGGGCAAGCGGCUUCCCUGGCGGCGAUGGGCGCCGGCGCUGUGUCUGGCGAUCUGCCUGUUGUGUGUGGUGCAGCUGUGGUCCACAUUCUCGUGGACCAGACAUCGUGGCCUGCGGCCGAGGCUCGCUGGCGACGUGCUGGUGCGUGGACGCACCUACCAGGUGCACCUGCGAGAGCCGCUGCAUGCGCACCACUUGCGCGUGCACGAAGAGCGGGUGCGGGCCAACAGACUCGCCAAACCGCACCUGGUCGCCCGCAGGCAGAUACUCGAGGUGUCCAGUGGCGCCACCACGUCGGACUUUCUGGGCAGGGACCAGCAGGACGCCUGGCCUAACGUCACCUGCACCACGUGCUCGCUCGUCGGUUUCUCUGGACACCUUCUCCAGUCCGGCUUGGGGUCGGCUGUGGACGGCUCGGACUGCGUCAUCCGGCUGGGCUUGGCUCCUAGUCGGGGCUACGACGCCGACGUAGGGCAGAAAACAACCUUCAGGCUGAUCGACGCUGCCUCGUUGCACGAGGCGCAGCGCAAGCGGCACGCCACGAGUGCUCUGGGACCGGGCAGGCUGGUGGUGUUUGGGACGGCCCGACCGGACCGCUGGAACCCCAAGAAACUGCCGGGGCACGUGCAGCUGCUCCGGCUCAAACGUGCUGCUGAGCACAGGGCGGCCGCUAGCCUCGCCCAGUCGGCGCUCAGCCUCGGGUACGCGCUGUCCGGCACCGAGGCGUCCGGCCUCUGGCACGCCGUGCGACUCGUCGACAACGUUGGCUGCUCCAGCGUCCGUAUCUUCGGAGUCCCAGACCCAAAAGCUUGCAAGAGGCGCAAGGACGAUCCGACCCGGUCCAACUACUGGGCCCCAUGGUCAGCGGGCCAGUGCUCGGAAGGGCUGGACGCCGGCGCCAACCACGAUCCCCGGCUGCCGGACCCGAUGCAGCUGAGCCUGGCCGACCGGAGGGCCCUGGCCGGCUGGAUAUCCUCGCGGACUGUGCGCUUCGACGCGCCGCCGUGGCCCAGUGAACGGGGCUGAGGCCCCCGGCUCUGCAGCUCUAACAGUCGUGGGACGUUUCGGUAGUCCAGGAUCUCUGAAAGUCGUCGGACUGCGGCGGCCCGCGAGUUCGGACAGCCGUGGGACUUUUCGGUAGUCCAGUAUCUCUGAAAGUCGCCGGAUUGCGGUGGCCCGGGAGUUCGGACAGUCGUGGGAGUUUGCGGUAGUCCAGGAGUUUUGUCACUCGUGGGACUUUGCUGUAGUCCAGGAGUGCGGACAGUUGUGGGACUUUGCGGCAGUCCUGGAACUCUGCCCCGUUGAUUACCUGGAGCGGCUGGAGCGACUUUCAUCCAAACGAUGGACUCUUCUUUCUCCUUGGCUGCAGACCCCCCCGAUAUAUGAUGCACACUUUGGACCGAGCCUCGAGAGGCUUUGAGCUCCGUGUCGAAAACAAAGGACCCGUGAAGGAGGUGCUCGGGGGCCCAGCGCUCCCAGUCUGUGCGGCACCUGGUGUACAGUUUGCCAAAUGCUGUGCACUGUGCAGACUCUGAGGUGCUGCACAUUUCUUCCCGUCGCCUACAUCCUCCAGUGCCAACGCCUAUGCACCUUUGUUACACGUUAGCAGCUAUGUCUCCUGGGCGCGCCGCCAUCUUGCUACUGGUGUGUGCAGAGUGCCUGAUAGCCAAGCCUUACCAAGGCUUGCUUGCAGUUGACAGACUGGUAACCUAACAAAGCGUUUCCACCCACGGCGGCUAGACUAGCCUUCGAAGCGUGGCUGCUUGGAAACCUGUAUACUCUGCUCGAGCCAUAGACAAUGAUGUUCUUCAUGCUGUGCGUACACGGAUGAAACGGAAAAGCACGAUUGCUACAGCACACGGAGGAAGGGGGCCUUGGACGAGGGAAGCCGUUUUUGGACUCCGGCUUCCUCUCGACCAAGGGGGCGACAUAAGAUACCGGGGUUUGAGAAAACUGUGAAAUGUUGAAAAGGUGUCAUUUGUCGUUACGUGUGUCACACAACUGAUUGGAAUGCGUCAUGCUGUCUUUUGACCA